CUCCGUCCCAGGAAUGCACCGUCGAGCUAUAUAUCUCGUUUGUUCCGCAGAAGGAAAAGAUUCGAUCAGACGCACCUCGUUUUCGUAUCCGGAAGCAGCGAGACACGGAAGCGCGAGAUCCGGAGACACUCGAGAGGAUACUCCGCGAGGGAGGCAGGAAGCGCAAGAGCGGCUCCUGUUCUCCACGUCACGACGCGACGGACCGCACCACAUUGCACGGCCGUGCUUCAUCCCGACCGCACCUGUGGUACCGCUUCCCUCCUGGGCCCCUUUGCGGGCCCCAGGUGCCUACCGAGCGAGACCUGCCCCUCCAAUUCUUCUCAAGCGGUCAGUCUCGUUCUCUCCGCUUACUAACCGCGUAGCAUCUUCCUUCUCUAAUAUCACCUCUUUCCAAGCCUUCCUUCCUGCUUCCUUGGUCGCCGUGGUCGCCCACUUCGCUCACUCCGUUUGCUCCGCUUCGCUUCGCACCGUCGUCAUUAACAACUCGCGAGGGCUGGCAAUGGAAAACCGCAGUUAG
This is a messenger RNA of Trachymyrmex septentrionalis, 517 nucleotides long. RefSeq lists its product as uncharacterized. The coding region runs from base 14 to 517 and encodes 167 amino acids. Lineage: Eukaryota; Metazoa; Arthropoda; Insecta; Hymenoptera; Formicidae. The transcript has 2 exons. The record is from RefSeq and is a predicted model, not a curated record.